This is a messenger RNA of Paramacrobiotus metropolitanus, 1780 nucleotides long. RefSeq names its product plasminogen activator inhibitor 1-like. Bases 11 to 1459 code for a protein of 482 amino acids. The record is from RefSeq and is a predicted model, not a curated record. NCBI's taxonomy places the organism in Eukaryota, Metazoa, Tardigrada, Eutardigrada, Parachela, Macrobiotidae. Gene Ontology annotation, molecular function: serine-type endopeptidase inhibitor activity. The transcript has 3 exons.
GCGAUCCAUCAUGGGAAGCGCUUCACGGAAAUUUAUACGGCUGAUCGUUAGCGUCGCAAAUGAAAAUGCUCUCAGUGUCAGCGAUGAUCGGUGUCCGCCAGUUCUUAUUGUUUCCGACGCAAACACCGAUUGUCCGCGUGGAUUGCACAAGGAAAUGCCGUGGAAAGCAUCUCAGUGUGAGAAUGGAGAGGACGGGCGGGAAAUAAGCUGUUGCGGCUGCUCAUCCCUCCUUGGUUUCUUCUCCCGGCAGAGUAGAGCGCGACGCAUACAACGGCCAGGGGGAAAGCUAAAAAAUGCCGUGCAGCAGCCGCGAUGCGGAGCUGGUGUGGCCGUUAAGAUCUACCAAGCCGUGGCGCAAGCGCAACCGCCCAGCGCCGGCAGCAACCUGAUCGUCUGCCCCUACUCCAUCCAGCACGUUCUAUUCGCUCGCCUCCUCGGCGCCCGCGAUCAGUUGCGCCAGGAUCUUCUGGCGCUGCUGUGUCCCGACGGGCGCAGCAUCGAUGACGUCAGCGCGGCGUUAUCCUGCGUCGCGGGUGACGCGGCGUUCAGCCAAGUCAACGCGGUCUUGUACAGCCAACUCCUCACGCUGAAACCGUCGUUUAAAGACGCAAUGCUCAACAAAUCCGAUGUGGUGUUUUUACCCGUGGAUUUUGAGAACGCAACCGCCGCCCGGGCGGCGUAUGCGGAGUUUCUUGAAAAGCAUGAAAGCAGCGAUAUGGCCGACCGCCUGCCGGUGGGCGAUAUGCGCAGCGUUCUCGAUAAUCCUUUAACCAGUUUAGUGCUGAUUAAUUUGCUGACGUUCUCCGCGCCGUGGGCGCUGCAGUUCGAGGAGAAGGACACCCGCGACGGCGUGUUUACCUGCCUGGACGGCAGUCAGAAGAAAGUCCCGUUUUUGAUAUCGGGAAACACGACCUGGACGCCGUUUAACGUCGAGAAGAAGACCGCGGCGACGGAUCCGCAGAUGGUGAUUAUGGAGGCCGGCGAGAAGCGGUACAGUGUCAUGUGUAUUCUACCGGCGGCCGCGGGCGGGGAGGCAUUGCGGCAGCUGGAAGAGAGUCUUAGUGUGAAGUUAUUGCGCGGAUGGCGGCGGCAGAGUAUUCGCUAUGGUAUGGCGCUAUCCUUGCCGAAAUUCCGGGUUAACUGCCAGCUGGAGCUGGAGCGCGGCAUGCAGGCGCUGGGUCUGGCGGAGUUAUACUCGCACCGCACCGCCACCGGCUUCUCCGACAUGUUCCAGGAGUGUCCGCUGCAGGGCGCUACCGCGUUCCAGCACAACGUGGUGUUCGAAGUGGACGAGCUGGGCGUCCGGUCGAGCGUGGCCACCAUGUUCUCCGCCGAGUAUCUGUGCGUACCGAGGCCGGCUUUCCUGGCCAACCGGCCCUUCCUGCUGCUGGUCUGGCACAACCAGCUCGACGUGCCGCUCUUCAUCGGCCGCAUCGCCGAUCCCUCGCUGACCAUCUGAAUACAUGCCGGCUGCACCGGAAAGAAAGCUGUCAGCUCCUCUGAGAGGUCUAGUCUCAUAAUUAUGACCGUUACCGGGAUACGCUGGGUGUUGCGAAGAUUUUGUUUGUUGAUCUUGUUCUAGUGUCGUGCUAUCGUGCUGGGUUGUGUUCUGUGAGAUUGAGAAUUGGCGCUGAUCUGGAUUCUAUUGCGCCCUUGGUGGAAAACGUUUUUACGCUUUCUAGCAGUCAAGUUUGUGAAAAUUCACAGCAGCCUAUAGAUGCUCAGCAUACCCACAUCCCAUUUAUUAUCUAGUAUUUAUAUCGACGAAAGACUGCUCAGA